AUGGCCAAAAGAGUUGCCGAUGCCCAAAUACAGAGGGAAACCUAUGAUUCUCAUGAAUCUGACGAUGACAUGACUCCCUCUACUAAAGUUGCAUCAUCUACUGUCAUGAACAGAAGGAAAAUUGCUAUGCCUAAGCGUAGGAUGGCCUUUAAAUCUUUUACUUCCGCAUCAUCUGAUGAAACCAAGUCUGCUAACUCUUUUGACACUCUGAAGCAGGCAAAUAAUACUGAGGGUAAAACUGAUAAUCACCUAACAACAGGAAACAAUUCUAAACUUAAGGCAUUGAACUUCCAGUUUAAGACUAAGGUAAAUGAUGUAAUUUCAAGUAAGCCUUUAACAGACUUGAGACCCCUUUUUGCAAAGUACGAAAUAUACAUUAAGAAUAUUUUACAAGCGUCUGAUAAAUCCAGCGAAAAUCCAAAAGAAACAGUCCAAGAGAAUGGCGAUAAACCGGCCAAAGUGGAAGAUGACCGAAAGAGUUCCGAUUCUUCUUCUGAGGAUGAAGUUAAGGUGGAAGGGCCCAAGUUCACAAUCGAUUCGAAACCACCCACCUCUGAUUCUGUUUUCUCAUUUGGGCCCAAGAAAGAAAACCCCCAAAAAGACGAAAGUGAUAGCGAAAGUGAUAUAGAAAUCAAGGGCCCUGAGUUUAAGUUUUCUGGAGCUCUAUCGAGUGACGUAUUUAAACUUAAUCCAAGUACCGAUAAAAAUGAAAAGAAGAUUGACGCCAAUGCUAAACCGUUUUCAUUUUCUUCAAAUGCUUCAAAUUUGACCUCUGGAAAAACUGCAAGUAAGAAUCCCUUCUCAUUUACAGAAUCUAGCGAAACCAAUGAACACAGCAACGACAAUAUUAAACCUUCAUUCACUUUUGGAGCGAAAGAUGUUGGGGAAUCCCAAAAGAACAAACCGUCUUUUGCAUUUGGUCAAACGGCUGGUAAGCAAUCGACAGAAAAGAGCUCUUUCACGUUCGGUUUGUCAAAAAGCGAAAAUAAAGAGGAUGGUAACGCUGUUUCUACCUCAAAAUCUGAAAACUCUGGUGAUGAUAACAAUGCAAAAUCUUCCUUCACUUUUCCAAUACCCAGUAAGAAUACACCCGAUACAACAAAGCCAUCCUUUUCUUUUGGAGUCCCAAACUCCUCCAAUGAUACUUCAAAACCAGCGCUCUUGUUUGGCACAGCAACACCGCCAGCAAAAGAAACUAAUAAGAACAGUGGUGACGGGAACGGCGAUAAGAUUACACCUAAGCCUGCCUUUAAUUUUUUGUCCAAUACAAGCAGCGAGAAGGAAAGUGAAAAUCAAGGGGAUUCUAAACCACUAUUUUCAUUUGGAAAAUCAAAUGGAAGUGAAAGCAAAGGAUCCGUCAACUCUACCUUUCCCUCUGAAUUUAACAAUGUCAAUGAAGAGAAGGAUGUGGCAAAGCCUGCCUUUUCAUUUGGAGGAAAUACGAAUACUGCCGUAAACACCGAUAGUAAAGCUCCUGCAUUUACAUUCGGCUCCUCUACACUCGCUGACAAUAAAGAAGAUAAGAAAAAACCUUUUUCAUUCGGUAAUUCAUCAUCCAAUGACACUCCCUCCUUUUCAUUCGGAAAAGCAACAGCAUCUUCGACUACUGCUUCUUCAAAGUCUCCUGCCCCUCCUAUACCAUCAACAGGGUUCAAGUUUUCAUUACCGUUUGAACAAAAAGGAGGUCAAACGACAACAGAUGAUAGCAAAAAGGAGUCAACAACAGAAGCUGCAAAAAAUGAUUCGCAAGGUACAAGUAAAGUAGAGGCUGCUUCAGAAGAAUCAAAACCAAUAAAUUUGCAAAACGGGGAGGAAAACGAAGUUGCUUUAUUCUCGGAACGAGCAAAAUUGAUGACUUUCAAUGCUGAUACAAAGUCAUACGAUUCAAGGGGUGUAGGCGAAAUGAAGCUUUUGAAAAAGAAGGACGAUCCUUCCAAAGUUCGUCUACUUUGUAGAUCUGACGGUAUGGGUAAUAUACUACUCAAUGCAACCGUUGUAGAUUCAUUCAAAUAUGAAUAUCUUGCUCCUGGAAAUGAGAAUCUCAUAAAAACUCCUACUGUCGCAGCUGAUGGAAAGCUUGUAACAUAUAUCGUCAAAUUUAAACAAAAGGAAGAAGGCCGCUCGUUUACUAAAGCUAUCGAAGAUGCUAAGAAAGAAAUGAAAAAAGAGUAA
Messenger RNA from Saccharomyces mikatae IFO 1815, 2172 nucleotides. It is a transcript of the gene NUP2, whose product is annotated as nucleoporin NUP2. Gene Ontology annotation, cellular component: cytoplasm; nuclear pore. Gene Ontology annotation, molecular function: GTPase activator activity; structural constituent of nuclear pore. The coding region runs from base 1 to 2172 and encodes 723 amino acids. The record is from RefSeq and is a predicted model, not a curated record. The transcript has a single exon. Gene Ontology annotation, biological process: protein export from nucleus; protein import into nucleus. NCBI's taxonomy places the organism in Eukaryota, Fungi, Ascomycota, Saccharomycetes, Saccharomycetales, Saccharomycetaceae.